CGGCCAUGUCGAAGAGCGUUCUCUUCUCCAAAGGAUUUGGCGGUUGGGGGGGAGUCGUCUUCGUCGCAAGAUCUUCUCCCUAAUCUUUGAACCGAUCCUCGCAGCCUCUCUUUCUCGACUUAUAUCGCCGGUACACUUGUCUGGGAUGGCGCGUAUUUAUGUUGGCAAUCUGGACCCCAGAACGACUGCUAGGGAACUUGAAGACAAGUUUGGGGUAUUCGGGGUUCUAAGAAGUGUUUGGGUUGCUAGAAAACCUCCAGGCUUUGCUUUCAUUGAUUUUGAUGAUCGGAGAGAUGCUCAGGAUGCAAUUCGUGAUCUAGAUGGCAAAAAUGGAUGGAGAGUAGAAUUGUCUCGUAACUCAAGUAGCCGUGGUCGUGAUCGUCAUGGAGGAUCAGAUAUGAAGUGUUAUGAGUGUGGAGAGGCUGGUCAUUUUGCCCGUGAAUGUCGUUUGCGAAUUGGUCCAGGAGGAUUAGGCAGUGGAAGGCGCCGGAGCCGGAGUCGGAGUCGCAGCAGAAGUCCUAGAUACCGCCGGAGCCCUAGUUAUGGUCGAAGGAGUUAUAGUCCUCGUGACCGCUCUCCAAGAAAACGCAGCCCUUCCCCUCCUCGUCGACGCAGUUAUAGCAAGUCACCUCCUUUUGACCAUCGUCGUUCUGAAUCACCACAUCCCAAUGGAUCUGAACGACGCAGCAGGAGCUAAGUACUAUUCGGCAGACUGGAAGUGUCUUCAAGCUGUAGCUUUUGGGGGGUUUGUUAAACUGAAUUUCAUCUGUUUGAUCUACAUUCAGCAUCAUGGAUUGGUUAAGUCUCUUUGAACUUUCCAUAUGCAUGUCGUUUAUUAGCAUGAUGAAACUUAUGGUAAUUAGAUAGAAAAUAGCCAAUGAUGUUCAUUAGUAUGGUAAAUUGUAUUCCGACUAAACUGUAUACAUUGUUUUUCUUUUUUUGUCGAGGAGGCAUCAUCGACUGCCCAUCUUCAUCAUUCCUUGCAUUUAUGGCUCUACUGCACACGGCUUGCCCGUCUUGGACAUUCCUUGCUUUUAUGGUUCUACUACUUCAUGUGGUUUUGUCCUUCGCACGCUAACACCAUCUUCAACAAUUUGAGAAUCUUCCUUCGUCUACGUGCUUCUCCAUACUUGAUAUUCUUCAUCAUUGAUGCUGCAAUAAUGCGUCGUUAUAAAUGUGAAGUCCAAGGAGAUACUUACUAUUCGAGCCUCCUGUUAGUGGUCAGUGUCUACUUCACAACUUUGGAAGGUCUGAUAAAACUUAAAUCUUAUGUAUUCCUAGGAGAUGGAAUAAGAUAAAAGAAUAAAAAUAGAAAUAAGUCUUUUUAGUCUGAUUCA
This is a messenger RNA of Zingiber officinale, 1337 nucleotides long. Its product is annotated as serine/arginine-rich splicing factor RSZ21A-like. Bases 146 to 697 code for a protein of 183 amino acids. Lineage: Eukaryota; Viridiplantae; Streptophyta; Magnoliopsida; Zingiberales; Zingiberaceae. The record is from RefSeq and is a predicted model, not a curated record. Gene Ontology annotation, molecular function: zinc ion binding; RNA binding. Gene Ontology annotation, cellular component: nuclear speck. Gene Ontology annotation, biological process: mRNA splicing, via spliceosome. The transcript is spliced from 6 exons.